CGUCCCCUUCCAAUGCAUCAGCUAAGAUUAAAACAUUUACUGCUCUCUUCGAUCACUUCUAGCAUUUCCUAUUAAGUGUGUUAAGCGUCAUCUUUGAUUGAUCUGAAGGUGAAAAUGGUAGCCAAUUUGCCAGAGAAAGAGCACCCAAGAAAGGCCUUUGGAUGGGCUGCUAGAGACCAAUCCGGUGUCCUCUCUCCCUUCACAUUUUCAAGAAGGGAAACGGGAGAGAAAGAUGUGUCUUUUAAAGUGUUAUAUUGCGGGAUGUGUCACUCUGAUCUUCACAUGGUCAAGAAUGAAUGGGGCACUUCUACUUACCCUCUUGUCCCUGGGCAUGAAAUUGUGGGAGUGGUGACAGAGGUAGGGAGCAAGGUAGAAAAAAUCAAGGUUGGCGACAAAGUUGGUGUGGGUUGCAUGGUUGGAUCUUGCCGCUCUUGCAACAAUUGUAACAAAGAUCUUGAGAAUUACUGUCCCAAAAUGAUACUAACUUAUGGUGCCAAGUACUAUGACGGAACCACCACUUACGGAGGAUAUUCAGACAUCAUGGUUUCCGAUGAGCAUUUCGUUGUUCGUAUUCCAGACAACCUUCCACUUGAUGCUACUGCUCCUCUACUCUGUGCUGGGAUAACAGUGUAUAGUCCCUUGAAAUAUUAUGGACUAGACAAACCUGGUAUGCAGCUGGGUGUGGUUGGCCUUGGUGGGCUCGGUCACAUGGCAGUAAAAUUUGCAAAAGCAAUGGGGGCCAAGGUGACAGUGAUUAGUACUUCCCCUAACAAGAAGCAGGAGGCUAUUGAGCGUCUUGGUGCAGACUCAUUUUUGGUCAGCCGUGACCAGGAUCAGAUGAAGGGUGCAAUCGGCACAAUGGACGGAAUAAUUGAUACAGUGUCUGCAAUGCACCCUCUCUCGCCAUUGAUUGGCCUUCUCAAAUCUGAUGGAAAGCUGGUCUUGGUUGGUGCACCAGAGAAGCCACUUGAGCUGCCAGCCUUUCCAUUGAUCGGGGGAAGGAAGUUAGUAGGUGGCAGCUGCAUUGGAGGAAUGAAGGAGACUCAAGAAAUGAUUGAUUUUGCAGCCAAACACAGCAUAACAGCAGAUAUUGAAGUUAUUCCAGCUAAUUAUGUGAACACUGCCAUGGAGCGGAUGCUGAAAGCUGAUGUUAGAUAUCGAUUUGUCAUUGACAUUGGCAACACUUUGAAGCCUGGCCACUAAACUUAGGACACUUGGGAAUUUGACUGGUCGCCAAUAUCAACUAUGUGAUUCCUUUUAGUUGUUUAGAUUUCAUUAAACGUGGGAAAGCUUUCUGGUAAUGUAUUGUUAUUAUUCAAGUGGUAAGAGGUAUCAAAUUUGAGUUUUUUCUUUUA
Ricinus communis (castor bean) is the source of this 1355-nucleotide messenger RNA. RefSeq names its product probable mannitol dehydrogenase. Gene Ontology annotation, biological process: lignin biosynthetic process. The transcript is spliced from 5 exons. The record is from RefSeq and is a predicted model, not a curated record. The coding region runs from base 115 to 1203 and encodes 362 amino acids. Lineage: Eukaryota; Viridiplantae; Streptophyta; Magnoliopsida; Malpighiales; Euphorbiaceae. Gene Ontology annotation, molecular function: cinnamyl-alcohol dehydrogenase activity; zinc ion binding.